AUGGCCCUUCAGCACAUCUCGUCCUCCCCACCUGCAGAGUGGACGAUCCUCACCGACAGUAAGCCAGCCCUGGAGAUCCUGAAUUCUCACGCCACCAAAAUCAUCAGCGACCUCCAAACGGCUAUCAUCGCCGCAUCCGACUCUCUUUGCGCCUCUGGCCACAAUGUGCGGCUACAGUGGGUUCCCAGCCACAUAAGCCUCAGUGGGAACUCCCGAGUGGACGCCGCCGCGAGGCGUGCCCACCAAGACGUCGGCCCGCCAGCUAGUAUGCCGCUCACAUCGUCCGCCUGUCUUAUAAAGAUCCGCGAGGGGUGUGCCUCCGAAAUGCGUCGCUCUGUCGAAGACGCUGUACGCUCCAAUGCGUAUAUCCAGUCCAUUGACCCGGCGAUGCAAUUCGCCCCAUACCAGCAGCUCGUCCGCGCAGAAGAAGCGCUGCUGAAUCGGCUCCGACUCAACGUCGCAUAUACACCGCAAUACUUGUGCAGGGUCGGAAAGCGUCGCUCAGCUAGCUGCGCUACCUGUGGCGCAGUAGCAGACGUCGAGCACCUCCUACUAACCUGCUCGGAGUACUCUGCAGCCCGCGCUGUCCUCGCCAAUCGCCUCCAACGCCUCGGACACGGCUCGCUCUCACUGGCCGUGUUUCUCGGCCCCGUCGCACGCCAACAGCAGGGAGCCGUUACAAGGGCUCUCCUGCAAUACCUACAGGACACCCAGCUGAGUGUUACGCUGUAA
Molecule: messenger RNA, 732 nt
Organism: Ornithodoros turicata
Lineage: Eukaryota; Metazoa; Arthropoda; Arachnida; Ixodida; Argasidae
Exons: 1
Coding region: 1-732 (243 amino acids)
Molecular function (GO): RNA-DNA hybrid ribonuclease activity; nucleic acid binding
Source: RefSeq, a predicted model, not a curated record